This is a messenger RNA of Microdochium trichocladiopsis, 846 nucleotides long. Its product is annotated as ribosomal protein S5 domain 2-type protein. The record is from RefSeq and is a predicted model, not a curated record. The coding region runs from base 1 to 846 and encodes 281 amino acids. Gene Ontology annotation, biological process: regulation of translational initiation. Gene Ontology annotation, cellular component: cytoplasm. Gene Ontology annotation, molecular function: protein binding. The transcript has a single exon. NCBI's taxonomy places the organism in Eukaryota, Fungi, Ascomycota, Sordariomycetes, Xylariales, Microdochiaceae.
AUGUCGGAAGAGCUCAAGGACGAAGUCGAGGCAAUCAAUUCCAUCUACGGCGAUGGCUGCCUCGUCGAGUCGCCGGAUGGGCAGCAUGUCUACAUUCUUUCCCCUCCCGGAGAAGCCUCUUCUCUACGCAUCGAGUUUCCUCCUUCUUACCCGGAGGAGCCUCCAGCCGUGAUUGGCACAAACAGCAGUGGCGCGCAAAGUCGCAAGGGUGACGCCGCUCGCGAGCUGGCUCUCUUCCGCCAGGCCGUCGGCACAGUGUUCCAACCCGGCACUGUCUGUCUUUUUGAUGCCAUCGAGGAGCUCAGCAGGUUGCUCGAGGAGCUGGCGCCAGAGGAACCAGAAUCGCCGAUCCGAGCAGGGACAGCUGCCGAACUCCAGGAUCUAGACCAUCAGCAACAAGAAGCUACCGAGUUGUCACAGCCGCCUCCGUGGACCAUUUCCGACCCCACGAUCGAGCUCAAGUCUGUUUUUGUUGCGCGCUGUGCCAAGGUGUCUUCGACUGAGCAGGCAGCCGCCUUCGUCCAGCACCUGCUGGCCAGCGACAAGAAGAUCCGGUCGGCCACGCAUAACAUUACCGCCUGGCGCAUCAAGGGGGCCAAGGGCGCGACUUUCCAGGACUGUGACGAUGACGGCGAGACGGCAGCGGGCGGGCGGCUACUGCACUUGAUGCAGUUGAUGGACCUCUGGGAUGUCAUGGUGGUCGUCACGCGCUGGUACGGCGGCCACCAUUUGGGCCCACGGCGCUUUGCCCUCAUCAACCAGGCCGCACGUGAUGCUUUCGUCAAGGCCGGCUUUGUUGACGACAGCAAGACGUCUGGCGGCAGCAAGAAGGGGUCCGGCAAGUGA